This is a messenger RNA of Octopus sinensis (East Asian common octopus), 1050 nucleotides long. Its product is annotated as surfeit locus protein 1. The record is from RefSeq and is a predicted model, not a curated record. Gene Ontology annotation, cellular component: membrane; mitochondrion. Bases 121 to 1017 code for a protein of 298 amino acids. Gene Ontology annotation, biological process: mitochondrial respiratory chain complex IV assembly. The transcript has 9 exons. NCBI's taxonomy places the organism in Eukaryota, Metazoa, Mollusca, Cephalopoda, Octopoda, Octopodidae.
UUACUAACGAAGGAAUGUACCGGAUCAGAGUCAAGAGAGUAGGCCUUUGCUCUGUAAGGGACAUAACUUUUUAUAGCACCGCUCUGAUAUUUUGUGCUUGAACGUCGCGUACCGACCGUCAUGGGGUGGAAUGCUUGUUUACGAUUAUUAAGUCAACAGCCCAAAAGAUGUUCUGUUCUAAAGAGUUUAUCACUGAAGCAGUAUUCUUCACAAGUUCCUCGCCUCAAACCAUAUGUAUCCAAAAAGAAAUCAGCUCCUUCAGGAUAUGUACUCUUGAUAAUCCCUAUAACAACUUUUGGCCUUGGGACAUGGCAAGUUCGUCGUCGAGAAUGGAAACUUGAUUUGAUUAAGAUGCUUGAGGAUCGCACUAUGGCAGAGCCUAUUUCUCUACCCGAAGAUCUUGAAGAACUUGAAAAUCUUGAAUACCGCAGAAUCAGAGUGAAAGGAAGAUUCAUGCACAAAGAUGAGUUUACAAUAGCACCUCGCUCAAACUUUGUUGAGGAUUUUGAUCCAAAACUAGUGAAUCGUGAUGCUGUUAAAAAAGUUGGCAUGAACGUCAUAACUCCAUUCAAACUGUCAGACAGAGAUAUUAUUAUUAUGGUGAAUAGAGGCUGGAUACCUAUGAAAAAGAAAUAUCCUGUAACCAGACUAGAAGGGCAGAUUGAAGAUGAGGUAGAAAUAGUUGGUGUAGUACGUCACUCUGACCCUCCAAGAAUGAUGACCCCAACUAAUGAUCCUAAAACACAUGGUUACUGGAUGUUACGUGAUAUAGAGGCUAUGGCAGGGGCUUCCGGAAGUUCACCAGUCUUCAUUGAUGCAGAUAUUCACAGCACAGUGCCUGGUGGCCCACUGGGUGGACAAACAAAAAUUACUCUAAGAAAUGAACACCUGACUUACAUAUUUACAUGGUACACAUUAAGUGCUAUAACUGCAUGGAUGUGGUACCGUAUGUUUCGCCGACCUCCACCUCCUCAACGCCCUGCUGAUAUAGUAUUUAAUUCAAGAAAAUUUUCAUAGUGUUUGAAUAAAUUAUAUUUAUGUAUUCAUAAA